CCGUCCGGCAUUUUGAGCAAUUGAGCAAUCUAUACCUUUUUCAUCCGCUGUCAUUCACGUCAUGGUGUCCAAUACACCUUCUUUGCCAACAGACCCAAAUAUUGCACAAGCGACGCAAGCAGUUUCUGGCCAAAAUGCUAGUGCCGAGGGUGCAAAAUACUCCAUUUUCGACAACAUUCUCAAACCCGACCAAGAUGAUAGAGGAUACCGCAUGCUCACACUUGAAAACAACCUCCAAGCUUUAUUGAUAUCUGACCCACAUACGGACAAGUCUUCUGCGGCGCUGGAUGUUCAUGUGGGCCAUCUAUGUGAUCCUGACGAUGUGGCUGGGUUGGCGCAUUUUUGCGAACACUUGCUCUUCAUGGGUACAGAGAAGUAUCCAGUGGAAAACGAUUACAAUCAAUAUCUUUCUGAACAUGGUGGAUAUUCAAACGCAUUCACAUCUGUUGAGAACACAAAUUAUUAUUUCGAGGUUACAUCCGAUCACUUUGAAGGCGCCCUGGAUCGAUUCGCUCAGUUCUUCAUCAGCCCCUUAUUCUCCGAAUCUUGCACUGAGCGUGAAAUGAAUGCGGUCGACUCGGAGCACAAAAAGAAUCUGCAUUCCGAUAACUGGCGAGUUUAUCAACUUGAGAAAGACUUGUCGAACGAAAAACAUCCUUACCGCAAGUUUGGAACCGGCAAUCUGGAGACUCUACGAGACAUCCCCGCGUCAAAAGGCCUCGACAUCCGCAAAAUAUUGCUAGACUUCCACAGCAAGUAUUACAGCUCCAAUAUAAUGAAGCUCGUAUUGUUGGGAAAAGAGCCCCUGGAUCAGCUAGCUGAAUGGGCUGUUGAGAAAUUUUCCGCGGUGCAAAACAAGGCCAUUGACGUACCGUCCUUUGAAGGACAUCCACUCACUGCUGCGGAACUAGGGAAACAAGUGCUGAUCAAACCAGUAAAGGAACUACGUCAUCUUGAAUUGACAUUCCCAUUUCCUGAUACCCAGCCGUACUACAAAGUCCAACCAAGUAAGUACCUAGCCCAUCUGAUCGGACAUGAGGGUGAAGGGUCACUUCUCUCCCUGCUCAAGAAGAAAGGUUGGGCUUUGGCGCUGUCCGCUGGAGUCACCCAUGGUGGCAUCAAUUUUGACUUUUUCAAGGUCUCGAUAGACCUUACCUUGUCUGGCGUCGAACAUUACGAGGAAAUUGUCCCAAUCGUCUUCCAGUAUAUCAACAUGGUGGUGAAAGAUGGGGUCCAACCUUGGAUUUACCACGAGUGCAAGCAAUUGGCGGAAAUGACAUUUCGCUUUAAAGAAAAGUCCCCUCCGGCAUCCUACGCGUCUCGUGUUGCUGGAAACAUGCACAGAUACGAUGCUCCAGACAUUUUGUCGGGUCCCUAUUUGAUGCAUCAGUACGACGCAGAGAAAGUUCGCAUGUGUCUUAGUUACCUGCGACCAGACAAUUUCCGUUUGACUGUGGUAUCUCCGCAUCAUGACACUACUAAUUUCUCAAAAGCGCAGUGGUACGGGACUGAGUAUACAGUCGAAGACUUCAGUGAAAGCUUGAAGCAGGCACUGGCCAAUAUCGGUCACAAUGCUGAACUGCAUUUACCAAGCCGAAACGAGUUCAUUCCUGAGAAGUUUGAUGUGCGACGCUUUGAUGUUGAAGAGAAAAUGCGAUCUGCGCACAUCAUCAAGGAGACGCCUCUUACCCGAAUGUGGCAUAAGAAAGACGACACGUUUUGGGUUCCCAAGGCAAAUCUCUGGUUCCAAUUGAAGAGCCCGUUGUCCUAUGUCUCACCGCUAAGCUGCACGCUGUCGAGACUCUAUACUGACCUUCUCAAGGACGCACUUAAUGAAUUUUCUUACUACGCGGAAGUUGCGGGACUAUCAUAUAGUUUGGACAACAACACGGACGGCAUGGUGCUCGUUUUGGCGGGUUACAAUGAUAAGCUCCCGACGCUAUUAACGAAGAUUGUGGAAAAAAUGAAGAAUCUCAAGGCUGAUCCUGAACGAUUCAAAUUCAUUAGUGAACAAGUGUGCAGAUCGUACAAAAACUGGGCAAUGGAAUCACCACAUCAGCAUGCAAUCUACUAUGUCAGCUACUUGACGCAAGAGAAAUUGUGGACACAUGAGGAAAAGCUUGUUGAACUUUAUGGCAUCACGCCUCAGCAAGUGGAAGAAUUCUACCCGCAUCUGCUUGAACAAAUGCACAUUGAAGGGUUGGUGCAUGGAAAUGUUGAAGAAGAGGAAGCACUAAAGUUGGUGUCCAUUGUCGAAGACGCAUUCCAUCCAAAGGCCCUUCCACUAUUCCAGCGCGCACAGACCAUGCGCACGCAGCUUCUAGUUCCUGGCAUAUCAUAUAUACAUGUGCGUGAUGUUCCAAACGCCGACAAUGUCAAUUCCGCCAUCGAGUAUUACAUUCAGGUGGGCGAUUUCACCGAUGCAGAACUACGAGCAAAGCUGAACUUGUUCAGUCAAAUUGCGCAUGAGCCCGCGUUUGACCAGCUCAGAACAAAAGAGCAGCUUGGUUACAUGGUGUUUAGCGGUCUACGCAAGUCGACGGGAAUAAUGGGAUUCAGGGUGAUCAUUCAAAGCGAAAAAGACCCAGCGUACCUCGAGAGCAGGAUAAACUCGUUUUUGGCAUCUAUGCGGUCUGUCAUUAGCAAACUGACAGCAGAUGAAUAUGCAAAGCAUCAAGCAGCCCUAGCCGCGCGAAUGUUGGAGAAAGAUAAGAACUUGGGACAAGAGUCACACCGUUUGUGGACUCAUGUUUCUUCGCGGUACUACAAUUUUGAGCAGCACAUUGAAGAUGCUGAUUUGGUCAAAUGUGUCACCCAAGACAGCCUGCUAGAGUUUUAUGAUACAUAUAUUGCUCUCUCUGCUCCUGAACGACGGAAACUCAGUGUCCAUGUACGCAGCCAAAAAAGCGGCUCCCCAGCGGACGAAGACGCCCAGGCCAUUCUCGACGACCCCAGGAAUAUCCUCAUCAUAACAGACGAGGAAGUAGCAGAAAUCAAAGCUGGAUGGGAAUUGAGCAAGGGAGCAGUGCCUGUUCAAAAGAUUGAAGAAUACAUGUCCAAGAAGGGGUGAGUAGUGAGUAGGGAUGUUGGGAGCAUUUGAGAGAUAGAUGCUGUCAGUCGAAAAGAUAGAAGGGGACAAAAAAAAGAAUUGGCCAUUUGCUAAUUUUUUUAAAACUGUGUGUGUUAAGUGCCAGUCGGGUUCCGGUCGUGUCCCAAACUCCCAAGUUGUGAUUUUUUUGUUUCAAGUACAUGUCAGGCAGCGAAUAUCCGUUCAACUAUGUAAUGCUUAAUGAUCAUCAUUAACCUAUCUACAAGAAUGCUAUAUACAACUCUAC
Molecule: messenger RNA, 3335 nt
Organism: Spizellomyces punctatus DAOM BR117
Lineage: Eukaryota; Fungi; Chytridiomycota; Chytridiomycetes; Spizellomycetales; Spizellomycetaceae
Exons: 28
Coding region: 62-3070 (1002 amino acids)
Biological process (GO): peptide catabolic process
Cellular component (GO): cytosol; mitochondrion
Molecular function (GO): metalloendopeptidase activity; metal ion binding
Source: RefSeq, a predicted model, not a curated record